Molecule: messenger RNA, 1789 nt
Organism: Erythranthe guttata (spotted monkey flower)
Lineage: Eukaryota; Viridiplantae; Streptophyta; Magnoliopsida; Lamiales; Phrymaceae
Product: F-box/FBD/LRR-repeat protein At1g16930
Molecular function (GO): protein binding
Source: RefSeq, a predicted model, not a curated record
AGAAUGCUUUUUUUAGUAAUUCGACCUAAUACAGGGAAUCAAGUGCAAUAAAAAGAAGUUUUCUGGAAAAAAAGAGUCUGAAAUCUCUGCCAGCUACCACCACUUUUUUUCAUCUAAAAAUCGCCGGAGUUGCUGUCGAAUACCAGUAUACCGCCGUCCUUCUCUCUAAAAAUCUCCGGCGCUUUUCCGUUUUUCUCGGGUGGAGCGGUUCCGUAUUAAUUUCCAGGAUCCAAACUCCAUGGACAGAAUAUCCGAUUUGCCAAAAGACAUCUUGCAGAGAAUUCUGUAUCUUCUCUCUCAAGAAGAUGCUGUCCGAACCUCUGUAUUGUCCAAAUCAUGGCGCUACAUUUGGUGCACUCGCCCCAAUCUCGAUUUCUCAGACAGCAACUUCAAAGGUAACAACCAACAAUUUCUAUCCACUGUGGGCAAUACUCUGCAGCUGUACUCUGAUCAAAGGUUGUGCUUGGAUGAAUUUCGCCUUUCGAUAUUGCUGGUAGAUCACGAAUGGGUUUCGCUUCUCGAGAAAUGGAUCCCGUUACUCGCGGAUAUGGGCGUAAAGGACUUCCGCCUUUCAAUCCCUUCCGAUUACAGCAAUCGGGAAUUCAUCGAUUUGCCGGUUGUGGUGUUCAAAGCCGAAUCGCUCAAGAGUUUGCAUCUGUAUAGAUUUAAUUUGGGGAAGAAUAUUCCCGAGAAUAUACUCUUUGUGCGUCUGCAAGUACUCCAGCUCUCGCACGUCGUGUUGCACGAGAGAGGGGUUUUCGACAAGAUAAUGUCGAGCUGCCCUUUGCUUACGGAUCUGUGGUUACAAGAGUGUAAGGGGCUGGAAACUGUGAAGCUGGAGAAGAAGCUUCACAAAUAUCUCAAGCACUUCACUUUCAUUAACCGAACGAAUCACGCAGGAUGCAGUAUCGAAAUCGACGUCCCGACUCUUGUAACAAUCAGGAUAAUCGGCUGCAAGAUUCGGUUUAACUGCCGUGAGUUCAGUAAUCUAAAGAUUAUAACUCUACGGGGUGUGGAAAUCGUACAAUCUCAGUUGUGUAUCGAUGCCCCCAACAUUUUAUAUUUCCAAUAUUCGGGAUCUUUAAUUCCGUCGAUAUCUUUCGCGUCAGCUUCCAUGGUGUCAAAUUUAAGUCUGUAUAUUCGGGAUGAUGAUGUAGAAGAAGAUGCUCGGUCGUGGUUCCUCGGACUAAGUAAACUGCUCCAUGGUUUACGUCGGUCCGAAAUUUCGUUGAGUAUUUUUCAAUUCGCCACGAACAAUGUGCACGUCGUUGAAGACGAGAUUCUAGUACAGGAUAUUAUUAAUGGUGGUAAUAAACCCGUUGUGGUGUUGUGUUUGGAAUUGGAUAUCGGUCAUUUAUCUUCGUUUUCGUCUUUUUUAAAUGGAUUGUUUUGUAUCUGUCGCCCGAGCUACUUAAUCCCGCGGUGGGUGCAUGGACCUUGGAGCAAAGAAAGGAAGGCGAAGGAACUCGAUGAGUUUUUCUGCAAGAUCCAAAAGAUGAAGGAAAGUGGAAACGAAGAAAUCCGGCGAUAUUUGGAGGAUUUAACCAUUGAAGGAUUUGAUAAGGAGUUUCGGGUUCGGUUGCAAUGGAGGGAUCGAGAUUGUGAGUGCAAUUCUAAGCUUUCAGAAUCAUAGACGACAAAUCUUUUUUUGCGAUAUACACAGUUUGUUUCUUUUUUCUGUCUAUUUAUUGAUUUUGAGACAAAUUUUGCUGGCUUGUUGUGUCGUUCGUUUGUUUACGAGACGAGAGUUCACUUUACAGUUCGCAUGUCGUUUCUGAUUUAUUCUUUA